GCCUGAAGGAACCCCAUUUGAGGAUGGAACAUUUAAACUUACAAUUGAAUUUACUGAAGAAUAUCCGAAUAAACCACCUACUGUUAGAUUUGUCUCUAAGAUGUUCCAUCCUAAUGUCUACGCAGAUGGUAGUAUAUGUCUGGAUAUACUUCAGAACCGCUGGAGCCCAACCUAUGAUGUAUCUUCCAUUUUAACAUCCAUCCAGUCUCUAUUGGAUGAACCUAAUCCCAAUAGUCCAGCGAACAGCCAGGCUGCCCAGCUGUAUCAGGAGAACAAGCGGGAAUAUGAAAAGCGCGUUUCUGCAAUAGUAGAACAAAGCUGGCGUGACUGUUGACUCAGGAAAGAGCAAGUUGACCAUAAGAAAAAUGUAUAUUGAUGCAUUUAUCAACUUCUUAUUCCUAAUUCAUUACAUUUACUUUAUUAAAACAAAAUAGCUGUUGUGCUGUUUCUGUCUUCCCUUGCCAAUUUUUUCUUCCCCUUUCUGUCCUCCUCAAAUGGAACAUCAGAGAUACCAUUUGAAAUCCAAUGUACUGUAUACCUGGGUUACUUGCAAACAUUACUACUGCAUAUGUCCCUUUGUUGUAUCUCAUCUCCAACCUCCAGCCAGUUAUGAGGUUACUGUACGUUUUAUAGUAAGGUUUUAAGAUGAACUGUUAUGUAUAGUCAGGUAACCAGGAUGUUAUCUGUAAAAAAAAAAAUGAUUGCUGUGUUUCAUCCUGGCCAGUUCUUCCCUUGUGUUCAAUUUGGCAAACAAUGUAUUUAGAAUAUGACCUAAAGAAAACAGGAAUGCAUCCACGUAAACAUUAUUUUAAAAGGGAAGGAAAAUUGAAAAAUCCUAUACUCAAUUUGUAAGCAAUAUGAAUUACAAGAUGGCACUUAUUGGUAGCAAGGAGACUGCUAAAGGACCCAGCUAACAAAUUGAAACAAUUUUAAUAACUGACAUACUUCACUUUUUGCAAGAUAGUCAUAGAGCAAAUCCAUGUUUCAGAAUCAUGGCCUUCAGAGCUGUGUGCUUUUUAAAGAGGUGUGAGAACAGACUAGAAGCUAUCAUUUUUCUAAGUUAAGAAAAACUGAAGAUCCUCUAAUAUUUUUAAAGGAACAGUGUUGACCUAAAUAAACAUUUCUUUUUAUGAUUCAAGGAAGUGAGCCUAUCUCUAGCAAACUUUUCUCAUUCAGAUCCUGAGUUAUUGCUGCAUGCUUUCAGUGUUUUGAGAACCUUAAUGCCCACAUCUGCAAUUUUUCUUUGUAUAUUUACACUUUUAAAUAUACAGUAUGGGGCAAGGCUUGUAAAUGUUUUGUCUAAUAUAUUUUAAUUGUUAAUCUUUUAUGCAUUUAUAGCACUUCUAACUUUGCACAAGUAACCCAUGUAAAAACUGUACAUUUUCAAAAGUUGUAAAUAAAAAAUAACCUUAAAAUUUA
Cricetulus griseus (Chinese hamster) is the source of this 1419-nucleotide messenger RNA. The record is from RefSeq and is a predicted model, not a curated record. NCBI's taxonomy places the organism in Eukaryota, Metazoa, Chordata, Mammalia, Rodentia, Cricetidae.